UUGAAAAUUAUUCUAAGGGCCAAAAAAAGAAAAAGUAUUGGGUUUACGUGUACUAUGUUUUGAAAUGGUUAUCUGAACUCCGAAAAUUUUGAUUUCACUACUUAACCUUACAGCAUAUUAGAUUUCAGUAUAUUUCUAUCGUAAUUUAAAAAUAACUACAGCAUUUUAGGUUUUUCGAUGGAAUAUUUUGCAAUCUAAAGUCGAAAGGAAUUUUCUAUCAGAAUUUAAAUAUAACUUAGCUUCUUUUGGAAUUUGUGAAAAUUCUGUGAGGAACUUUCUAAAAUCAAAAGGAAUAUCAGAUUAGAUAGUGAAAACAAGCACAGUAUCCAUUUCAAAAUGCACUAAAGUUCAGGUAAGCUCUAACAUUUUUACCAUAACUGAGCAAGAACAAGAAUUGCUCAAUCUUGCUGAAAAACAAAUGAAGAGUAUGAGAAGUACUCCAUAUAACACGGACGCAGAGAAACAGGUAAGAAAACUUGAAUGACGUGUUUCAAACUCAGUUCAACAGAAAAGAAUUGUAUUAUCUAAUUUACCUAGCUAGCUAUAGCUAAUAAAAAGCAGCACAUCUUGGAUACACUGUUCUAACAGUGAAAAGUUGGAAGAGGUUACCGUGUAUCACCUUGAUGACUGCUGUAAACAACAUUAGAUUUCAAAGAAAGAUGCAAGUGCUCAUCGAGUAGACACACUAACUAUUUGCUUUAACUAUGCAUAAGCACAAGCUCAUUAUGUAACUCCAACUUCCCAACAGAAGCACACAUUGUACCACGUACAAAAAUAGUCUUUGAAAGGGAAAUAUUCAUUGCACAGACAUAACUGACACUAAUUGCCCGUCAUUCAAUUAAUAUUUAAGUCCCAACUCUCAUGCAGCUACAGAGGAAAGCAGAACGACUUGUCGGUCAGAUUUCCCAAUGCUGUCACUGUAUUUAGUUCUCAAAAAAAAAAAAAAAAAAAAAAACAACUUCAAUUAUGUAAGUUUCUUAGUCUAUGAUGGUUGUACAACACCAAUUUCCUUUUGCUUGACACUUAAUUUAGUCCAGUCACAUUCUCAAUUACCCAUAGUAAAGCUAGGCUUAAAAUGACAGCAAAAAAAAAAGUUAGAAAGCUAAAUGAUUGACAUAGCACAUGAUAGGUACAUAGAUCACUAGUGUAGAUUUCUCUUUGUUAAUCCUCUCAUUAUCAAUUGUUUCCCAGAGAUAUGUCCUUACAUCCUACCAUAUCUCAUGGUGCACAUGAGGCCUUUAUAUUACCCUUCCAACCUACUGUAUCUUGUGGUGCACAUGCGACCUUUUAUUUUAAGCUUAGCUCAUCAUCUAUAUAUCUCAUGAACCAACCCACACUAACCAACAUAAGGUUUGCUCCAAAGGGAAAAGGAGGGAAAAAAAAUAUGGUCUCAGAGAAGAGGCAACCCAAGCAUGUAUGUGUUAUUGGAGCAGGGCCUGCAGGCUUGGUCUCAGCGAGGGAGCUAAGGAAAGAAGGGCACUCGGUUGUAGUAUUGGAGCAGAAACAUGAUAUUGGUGGGCAAUGGCUAUAUGAUCCAAUAGUAGAGAUUGAAGAUGCCUUAGGUAGAAUCACUCCUUUAAAGGUUCAUAGCAGUAUGUAUGCCUCGCUUCGACUUAUGUCACCUAGAGAGGUGAUGGGCUUUACUGACUUCCCUUUCUUCACAAAGAAAGGAAGGGAUAUGCGAAGAUUUCCUGGCCACAGAGAAGUGUAUUUGUACCUUAGGGACUUUUGUCAAUGGUUUGAAUUAAGGGAGCUAAUAAAGUUCAAUACAAGAGUCGAGUAUGUGGGCAUGGUGUAUAAUAUAGAAUUUGGAAGCGAUAUGAAGUGGGUUGUUAGAUCUAAAGAGGAGAAAUGUGAAACGGUCAAUGAGGAGAUCUUUGAUGCAGUUGUUGUGGCUAGCGGACAUUAUUCUCAGCCUACGAUGCCAACCAUCAAAGGAAUCGAUACCUGGAAAAGGAAUCAGAUACAUAGUCAUGUGUAUAGAGUUCCUGAACCCUUUCGCAACGAGGUUGUCGUGAUUGUUGGAGGCUCAUUUAGUGGUCAGGACAUAUCACUUGAGCUAGUUGAUGUAGCGAAAGAAGUCCAUCUUAGUGUUAAAUCCCUCGAACUAUCAGAGGGCUUGACCAAAGUCAUUACCAAGUAUCAGAACCUUCACCUACAUCCACAGAUAGACAAUUUGUUUGAAGAUGGACGAGUUUUAUUUAUCGAUGGUUCAUGUGUGGUUGCUGACUCAAUAAUUUAUUGUACAGGGUAUUCCUAUUCAUUUCCAUUUCUUGACACCAAAGGCAUAGUUGUGGUGGAUGAUGGUAGAGUGGGACCUCUCUAUGAGCACACUUUCCCCCCAUCGCUUGCUCCAUCUCUCUCAUUUGUGGGCAUUCCAAAAAAGAUUCUGGGGUUCCCUUUCUUUGAAUCACAAGCAAAAUGGAUUUCUCAAGUUCUUUCUGGUAGAAGGACACUUCUAUCACGGGAUGAUAUGAUGAAGUCCCUUGAGGAGUUCUAUCACUCAAGAGAAAUUGCAGGGAUACCAAAGCACUGUACACAUGACAUUGCAGAUUUUGAUUACUGUGAUAAAUAUGGUGAUCACUGCGACUUCCCACACUUGGAAGAUUGGAGGAAAGUGCUCUGCAUUACAGCUCUUCGUAAUUCCAUCAUGAAUUUGGAGACUUAUCGUGAUCAGUGGGAUGAUCACAUUGAUGAAUUGCUUCAGGAGACCCUCGAGAGCCCACACUUCACACAGCUAGACCCCGAAGCCAUUCCUUCAUAAACACCCAUCAUGCUAAUGGGUUGUUCUCAUUAAGUUAUUUCAUCCUUAUUAUGUUUAUUUAAGCAAGUGUGUAUUAAGGAUCAAGUUAAACUACCAAAAAGUAAGAUCAUAUAAGAAGAACAAAACUGUCAUGAAGAAACAGUUUCAUAAAUAUUCAGAAUCAUGUCUUGUAUAUUGGUAGAGCGGAUGCCAAGAUUAGAAUGUUGAACAUUCAAAUUCCUUUUAUCUUACCAGUUAAGCGAUGCAUAUUUUUGUGCUUUA
Molecule: messenger RNA, 3025 nt
Organism: Ananas comosus (pineapple)
Lineage: Eukaryota; Viridiplantae; Streptophyta; Magnoliopsida; Poales; Bromeliaceae
Product: flavin-containing monooxygenase FMO GS-OX-like 9
Exons: 7
Coding region: 1196-2764 (522 amino acids)
Molecular function (GO): N,N-dimethylaniline monooxygenase activity; flavin adenine dinucleotide binding; NADP binding
Source: RefSeq, a predicted model, not a curated record